GUCGCCAAUCAUUGUCAGUAGUGCGCGAGCGCCGAGCUGGAACACACGGAGCUGCGCGAGCUCCUGCCGCGAGCUCUACAUUUCCCGCAUUUUUUCCACUUUAACGGAAGUAUUUAGGGUUUAUUUUGGGGUAUUUCAGGAGAACAGUGUUCCUUUUUUCAGUCACUCUUCCUGUACUAACACCUGACGGACAUUUUAUCUUUUAUUUCACCAGAACUUGCUGUGGAGAGAGCAGCGGUUUGGGACAGAAGCGUUACUAUUCAUCUGAGGAGGAAAAGUGAAGGAGAACUUUUCCUCCUAGUCUGGAGGAUCAUCAGAUCUCCACCAAAAUAUUACACUUGUUCUUGUUGAUCUUGCUGAAAUAAGUUUUAAGGAAAUACAAAAAAAGAGCUGAAACUUCUGUUUCUCCUAUAAAAAAAAAAAAAGAAAGAAAGAAAGAUGAUCUUAUGUGGGAAUAAUAUGGAUGAAAUAUAACUUGACAAAACUAGCUAACUCAAAAGAUGGAGAACUUUCUGGAACCUUUUCUUACAUUUUCUUUGUUUUGACACCAGAAAACAGCAGAAUCACCAAGUUCAUCUGGUGAGGAACUCAUUGUGAAGAACAAAGCAUUCUUGAAGAUCUACAGACACGUCGUUGGAGUCGAUUUUGCUUUAUUUUUAAGCUUCUCAGGUGGAGUCUUCACACUUUUGGUGCUUCUCAUAGACAUCGCACCUCACAGGAUUUAACGAACUUCAUGUUUACUGAAGAACCUCAAACUUGACACUUUGAGGGAUCAUCACGUUUAAAAAGCUUCACGGUUUCUGAAUGAUCUCAUGACUUGUGAACUUGGCAGUUUCUAACAGGCUCUAAAAGGAUGUGAUUUAAAAGUCACGUUUCGAAGGAUCUCAUGAGCUUCGUGCUUUGAAGGAUAAUGAACUCUAAGCAUUGAAGGAGCUCAUGGACUUGCCCUGAUUUUGUCCGACUGCAGAUUUUCGUAUGCGCUCCUCCUCGGGUUUAUUUUGCAGGAUGGAGAGAGGAGCUCAGAAACUCUGUGGAUGUCCUCACGGUUUGACGUUUUUACUUGUAUUCCUCAUGGAGAGCUUAACGGUCAUGGCAGCCAACCUGGAGCCCAUCUACUGGAACUCCUUGAACAGUAGGUUUGGGGACGAGCGAGGUUACGUGCUAUACCCUCAGAUGGGGGACCGUUUGGACCUGGUGUGUCCCGCGUCCUCUUCGCGGGAGUACGAGUUCUAUAAGCUGUACCUGGUGUCGGAGCGCGAGCAGGCAGACAGGUGCGAGCUGAGCGAGGACUCCAACCUGCUGCUCACCUGCGACAAACCCAACGCCGACACGCGCUUCACCAUCAAGUUUCAGGAGUUCUCCCCCAACCUCUGGGGCCACGAGUUCAAGAACCUGCACGACUACUACAUCAUAGCUACCUCGGACGGGACAAGGCAGGGGUUAGACAGCAUGAGAGGGGGAGCAUGUGCGACGCGAGGCAUGAAGGUUGUGCUCAAAGUGGGACAGAGUGCAUAUGGACUUCCCCCAAAACCAAAACUGGAUCCCGGUCGCUCCAGCAGCAAAACUCCAGAUCACGGCGCGGACUUCCCAAACAGUGACGAAGCGGGCGAGAUGGACAGAGGUGCCGGCUCAGUCUCUUCAUCAGUCAUCAUGUUGAUCUUCAGCGCAGUGGGCGGGGUCCUUGUCCUGCUGCUGGUUGCCGUGGUGACCGGGGUGGUGUGUUACCGCAGGAGGAAAGCCAAACACUCAGAAACGCAGCGCCCUAGCCUGUCUCUCUCUGCCCUCACGCCCAGAAGGGGCGGGGCCAGCAUGGCAGGAAAUGCAGGAGUCAUCGCAGGGGGUAACAUCACUGGCGGCACAGAGCCCAGUGACAUCAUCAUCCCGCUGCGGACUUCUGACUCCGCCUACUGCCCACACUACGAGAAGGUCAGCGGCGAUUACGGACAUCCGGUCUACAUCGUACAGGAAAUGCCACCUCAGAGUCCGGCUAACAUCUACUAUAAAGUAUGAGGAGGGACCUGGAACGCUCCCCCCCAACCCCACACACUUACACACACACUUAAAGACUGAAGACUCUUCCCUUCUUCACGGAAACAUGCUCCUACCACAUACAAGUUCCGUGUGUUAGGUUUGUGUCUUUAGUUUGCUACGAGGCUAAGGCUGCUAACAAGUAACGGAAGCUUUAUAGCCUCCAAUUUAGCAGUAAAUCUAUGUAUCAUUUGUCCCGCAGAAGCCGAAGGUCACACAUCAGCACAGGCUCAGGAAUGGGGCGGGGCUUAGUUAGUUAGCUAGCGCUAAAGUCAGUGCUAAAUGUAAUUACAGUGUAUUCCUAGUCUUUCUCAGUAUUAUUUUUACAGUUUUUCAACACAUCUAUAUUUUUUUACACCGUUUACGCCAAAGCUUUCUGAACUACAUGAUAGCCGGCUAAACACCAUUAGCUUCCCAGUGUGAUAAAUAACUAAAUAAAAUACUAAAAAUUCAUAGCUAGUACUAUAACAAUUAAAAGUACUUAUUCAAUAUUGCAAUACCUAGUACUAUAUUAUAUUUUACUAUAUGUGCAAUAUCUAUAAUCUAAUAAAGAAUAUUUAUCGCUAAAAUCACUCCAUCAAUUUUUCAUCAUGUAUCUAUAAAUUCAUAUUUAUAAUUCAUAUUUAUGUAUAAAAGCUGUAGUAAUCAUGCAUUAGUUAGUAAUUACCACAAACAUUCUAUAAAAUCAUUAAAGUACACAUUGUUAUGGAGUCGGAUCGGCUAAACUGGAGGCCAUAGGCUUCCAUUACUUGUUAGCAACAUUAGCGUUGGAACUACGGAUUCAAACCACGUCACACAGCAAACGUGUAUCGGUGCAGUAAAUACAUUUUGGGAUGAAAGUGACAUUGUGGACAUUUGUGUGCGUGUGUGUAUUAAACUGCAGAUCUUUGUACACACCUGCAGUAGAGACUGGCACUGAAGCCUUGUUACUUCCUGUUUCUCACCGGUUGUAGUAAACGUUUGGAUCGUGUGUGUGUGUGUGUGUGUGUGUGUGUGUGUGUGUGUGUGUGUGUGUGUGUGUGUGUGUGUGUGUGUUUUAAAGAUGUCCUAAAACCCCACAAACGUAUGAUUGAACAGUUGAAAUAUUGAAGCAAUUGAUUUUAGAUCUGCGUGUGUGUGUGUGUGUGUGUGUGUGUGUGUGUUUGUGUUUAUUCUGCUCCUUGCUCACAAUUCCCUCGGCGUGUUUAUUUCAGUCUCUGUGAAACCAAAAGCGCCGGCGUUUUCCAUCCUCCCGCGUUCGUCCCGGAUUUUUCCUGCCGUCUCUCUACACGCAUCUAAACCCGAACAGACACGCUGAGCGUUCUUACCGCCUCACUUUCACUGGCCGUCAGUAACCUACUAACAACCGCACGUGGUUUCUCUACGACCCUCACACAGAAACCAAUUACAAUGGAAAUAACCAAGUGAUAACUAUUUUUUAAAAAAGAAAGAACAAAAGAUUCUCUUGGUGAUCAAUGAAAUUUCUGUUCAGAGGAGAAACUAGAGGAAGAGUCACUGCUGACCUCCAAGAAAUUGACACAAGAAAAAAUGCAUGAUGAAAGAACACAAGCGUCUAACCGAUCAGGACAGAGACCCGUCCCUACUCAGGUUACAGUUCAGAAAGCUCCGCCUCUCGCACACGAGUAAAAACGCAUUAACGCGGUUCUUACGCUGUUCACACGUGGAUUUGGACGAAACUGGAAGGACGUGGCGUUCCGUGUGUAAGGAGAGGGAUUGGCGUCUUCUUCCUUUGCUCCUUGUCAGACGUUUUGGUCAAACAGAGCAACAGUUAGAUUUCCAGACAGUUUUCCGUACCUCUUUUUUUUUUUUUAAA
Ictalurus punctatus (channel catfish) is the source of this 3841-nucleotide messenger RNA. It is a transcript of the gene efnb3a, whose product is annotated as ephrin-B3a. Lineage: Eukaryota; Metazoa; Chordata; Actinopteri; Siluriformes; Ictaluridae. The coding region runs from base 976 to 2010 and encodes 344 amino acids. The transcript is spliced from 5 exons. Gene Ontology annotation, cellular component: plasma membrane. The record is from RefSeq and is a predicted model, not a curated record. Gene Ontology annotation, biological process: axon guidance; ephrin receptor signaling pathway. Gene Ontology annotation, molecular function: ephrin receptor binding.